Molecule: messenger RNA, 501 nt
Organism: Vairimorpha ceranae
Lineage: Eukaryota; Fungi; Microsporidia; Nosematidae
Product: small glutamine-rich tetratricopeptide repeat-containing protein
Exons: 1
Coding region: 1-501 (166 amino acids)
Molecular function (GO): protein binding
Source: RefSeq, a predicted model, not a curated record
AUGCCCCAUAAAAAAAUGACAAUUUAUGAAGAUUCAGAAAUAAGAUUAUUUUUUAAGAAAAAAUCCAAAUACAUUUCUACUUCUGAAUACGAAACAAUUACUAAUAUUUUGGAAAAAAUUAAACAUAAUGAAGAUAAUGAUUUUACUAAAUUGAAAGAGGAAGGGGAUCUUGAAUAUAGAAAAGGCAGUUAUAAAAAAGCGAUAGAAUUGUAUACAAAAUAUUUGGAUGAGAAACAGUCACCUGUAAUUUAUAAUAAUAGAGCUGCUUGUUAUUAUAAAAUGAAAAUGUACAGUGAAUGUGUUGCAGAUUGUAAGGCUGGUUUACUUUUGGAAAAAAAUAAUAUUAAAUUUUAUGUUAAAAUAGCAUCGGCGAAAUUGGAAUGCAAUGAAAAUACAGAAGCCUUGGAAUGGUCUGAGAAAGGAUUAAAUGUAGAAAAAGAGAAUAGGAUAUUACAAGAGUAUAUUAUAAAAAUCAAUGAUAUAAAAAUAAGUUCUGUUUAA